Oncorhynchus kisutch (coho salmon) is the source of this 7948-nucleotide messenger RNA. Its product is annotated as melanoma receptor tyrosine-protein kinase. The transcript has 27 exons. Bases 158 to 3784 code for a protein of 1208 amino acids. Gene Ontology annotation, molecular function: epidermal growth factor binding; epidermal growth factor receptor activity; ATP binding. The record is from RefSeq and is a predicted model, not a curated record. NCBI's taxonomy places the organism in Eukaryota, Metazoa, Chordata, Actinopteri, Salmoniformes, Salmonidae. Gene Ontology annotation, biological process: cell surface receptor protein tyrosine kinase signaling pathway; protein phosphorylation; multicellular organism development. Gene Ontology annotation, cellular component: signaling receptor complex; basal plasma membrane; plasma membrane.
GAGAGUGCCAGUUCAACGAAGUCCCACCCAAAUAGACUACACCUCUUACCUCCCCUGGACGUAAAGUGGGGGUAGAUACAUCACAUAAAGGGGUUCGCCCAAGACUAUGGAUACAUUUCUUCUCUAAUUUCAUUGAAUAUAACACAUUUUGGAAACAAUGCGAUCUGAAACUGGAAUAGUUAUUGCUGCCUUGUUCUGCAUGGGCUGCUGCGUGACACUGACAGCGCACAAGAAAGUGUGUCAGGGGAUCAGCAACAGGCUGACGCUGCUGGCGACUGUAGACGACCACUACAACAACCUUGUGAAGAUGUACAGCAACUGUACCGUGGUCCUGGAGAACCUAGAACUCACCUACAUCCAGGAUUACCACGACCUCUCCUUCCUCAAGUCCAUUCAGGAGGUUGGAGGAUACGUUCUGAUCGCCCUCAAUAAGGCAGCCAGCAUCCCUCUCGAGAACCUGCGUCUUAUCCGAGGACACUCCCUCUUCCUUGACAAGUAUGCCCUGACUGUAACAUCCAAUUACGAGAAGAAUCACUCCUCUGUGACCCUCAACUACACCAGGGGCCUGAGGGAGCUGAAGCUGAGUGGACUGACAGAGAUUCUCAAGGGAGGUGUGAAAAUUGCCCACAAUCCUUUGCUGUGUAAUGUGGAAACCAUCCAGUGGUGGGACAUGGUAAAUAAGGCCAUAAACCAUAGUAUGCACUUCAAACUGGAGAGCUAUGGCCGUUACUGUGACAAGUGUGACCCGGGAUGCUACAAUGGAUCAUGCUGGACCUCAGGACUGGAGAACUGUCAAACCUUUACCAAGCUGACGUGUGCAGAGCAGUGCUCUGGAAGGUGUAGGGGUCCUAAACCCAGUGACUGCUGUAACGAACACUGUGCUGCAGGCUGCACCGGCCCUAGGCCUACAGAGUGUCUGGCUUGUAGAGACUUCCAGGAUGAUGGCACAUGUAAGGAUGCCUGCCCCCCUACCAUGCUCUACAAUCCCAACACCCACCAGUUGGCUUCCAACCCUAACGCCAAGUACACGUUCGGGGCCACUUGUGUGAAGGACUGCCCACAUAAUUAUGUGGUGACGGACCACGGGGCGUGUGUCAGAACGUGCAGCGGCAACACACACGAGGUGGAGGAGAAUGGUGUCAGGAGGUGCAAGAAGUGUGACGGAAUCUGUCCGAAAGUUUGCGAUGGACUUGGAAUGGGACUGCUUACUAAAGUGUUGUCAAUCAACGCGUCUAACAUUGAUUCUUUCAAAAACUGCACCAAAAUCAAUGGAGCUGUUUCAAUUAUGCAGACAUCUUUGGAUGGUGAUAGGUACACAUCAACACCAAAAAUGGACCCCGCCAAACUGGAAUAUUUCAAGACUGUGAAGGAAAUUUCAGGGUUUUUGCUGAUACAAGCUUGGCCCGAGCACCUCAACUCUCUCAGUCCAUUUGAAAACCUAGAGAUUAUCAGAGGAAGGACCAAACAGUUUGGUCAGGUGAGUUUCGCUGCCCUCAACUUGGCCCAUCUGAAGUAUCUAGGCCUCCGCUCCCUGCGAGAGAUCAGCGAUGGCAAUGUUGUGGUGAAGAACAACCCCCAGCUCUGCUACACCAACGGAGACCACUGGAAGAGCCUGUUUAGAUUGGGCAAACAGUCCUCAACAGUGGGCAACAACGUCAACAUCAGCACCUGUGCCAAGCUAAACAGUACCUGUGAUGAGAUGUGCACUGACGAGGGUUGCUGGGGGCCCGGCCCCACCAUGUGUUUUACAUGCCUGUAUUACACCCGUAGGGGGCGCUGUGUACGGGCCUGUCACCUACAGGAGGGGGUGCCACGAGAGUAUGUACUGAAUAACAGGUGUCUAGAAUGUGACCCAGAGUGUAUGGUGAAUGGACCACAAAGCUGCUUUGGACCAGGCCCUGACAAAUGUUUGGCGUGCGCUCACGUCAAAGAUGGCCCCCACUGUGUAUAUCAGUGCCCACAAGGCGUUCUCGGGGACGGGGAUAGGCACAUCUGGAAAUACACAGACAAGAAGCGAGAAUGUCAGCUCUGCCAUGAGAACUGUACCCAGGGAUGCUCUGGACCUGGACUGAGUGGCUGCAGCACCAGAGGUGGUCACGUUUUGUCGGUGGUGGUGGCCAGAGUGGUGGGAGGCCUCCUAGUGUUUGUGGUCCUCGCCCUGGGUGUUUUUGUGCUGCUCCGCAGACGCCACCUCGUCAGGAAGAGGACACUGCGCCGUCUGCUGCAGGAGAGAGAGUUGGUUGAACCCCUGACCCCAAGUGGAGAGGCACCCAACCAGGCCCUGCUCCGCAUUCUGAAGGAAACUGAGUUUAAGAAGAUCAAAGUGUUGGGAUCAGGGGCCUUUGGAACUGUCUUUAAGGGCAUGUGGAUUCCUGAGGGAGAAAACGUGAAGAUCCCUGUUGCCAUUAAGGUGUUGAGAGAGGCCACUUCACCAAAAGCCAACAAGGAGAUUCUAGACGAGGCCUAUGUGAUGGCUAGCGUGGAGCACCCCCAUGUGUGUCGUCUACUGGGCAUCUGCCUGACAUCCACGGUGCAGCUCAUCACCCAGAUCAUGCCCUACGGCUGUCUGCUGGACUAUGUCAAGGAGAACAAGGACAACAUCGGCUCCCAGUGCCUGCUUAACUGGUGUGUGCAAAUCGCCAAGGGUAUGAACUACCUGGAGGAGCAUCACCUGGUGCACCGUGACCUGGCAGCCAGGAACGUUCUGGUGAAGACGCCUCACCACCUCAAGAUCACCGAUUUUGGACUGGCCAAGCUGCUCACCGCAGACGAGAAGGAGUACCACGCAGAUGGGGGAAAGGUGCCCAUAAAGUGGAUGGCACUGGAGUCCAUCCUUCACUGGACCUAUACACAUCAGAGCGAUGUGUGGAGCUACGGUGUGACAGUGUGGGAGCUGAUGACGUUUGGGUCCAAGCCCUACGAUGGCAUCCCGGCCAUUGAGAUAGCUGGAGUCCUGGAGAAAGGAGAGCGCCUGCCCCAGCCCCCCAUCUGUACCAUAGACGUCUACAUGAUCAUGGUCAAAUGCUGGAUGAUCGAUGCAGAGAGCAGACCACGGUUCAGGGAGCUCAUCUCAGAGUUCUCCAAAAUGGCCCGGGAUCCAUCUCGCUAUCUGGUCAUUCAGGGGGAUGAUCGCAUGUACCUGCCCAGUCCCACGGAACCUAUGUUCUACCGUAGCCUGAUCAGUACAUCAGAGAACAUGGAGGAUGCUGAGGAGUAUCUUCACCCCUAUAAGGAUCUCUCCACCAGACAGACCACCCAGCACCACAACUCUAGGAAUGGCCAUCCAAUGAGAGAGAACAGUGUGAUCCUUCGCUACAUCACAGAUCCCACCCACGGUGGUUCUCUAGAGAAGGACAUCACAGACCCCACCCACGGUGGUUCUCUAGAGAAGGACAUCACAGACCCCACCCACGGUGGUUCUCUAGAGAAAGAUUUCCCAGCUCUUCCAGAAUACCUUAACCAGAACGGGAACACCAGGCUCUCUGACGUCUUCAACCCCAGCUAUGAGGACCCCACUGAGCCAGCCUGGGCUAGUAGGCCCUCCUCUGGGUACGACCCGGACGUCAAGUUCUUCAACUUCCUGCCGUGCGUGCUGGAGAUCCCUGAGUACCACAACAUGGCCCGCAGUACCCUCCCUCGCUCCGUCUGCGAGCGCAUGGACAACCCAGACUACCAGGAGGACUUCCUGCCUCAGGCCACACCCACCAGAAGUCACUUCCUGCCUGCAGUAGAGAACCUGGAGUACCUCGGGUUGAGCGCUGCUGUACACGCCCCUGUACGCUAGGGGUUUCCUCCCACAGAACACAGGGACAGUGAGGGACUAUGGGACCUAAAGGAACUUGGAUGGAGACAGAUGUGGGACAUCAGGGAAGGGUUUGGAGAGAUUACAGUAGUGUGGUUGUGUGGAGUGAAUAGGCUUUUUGCGUCGUCCUUGGAUGUAAGUCAGCCGAAACCAAGAUGGCGUCUGUCAUGAAUUGAUGCUCCUGGGAAAUGUGUAUUCUAUUUCAAAUCCAUGAAGCAUCCACAGGUGAGUUUGGGUGACUUUCCAAUCAGAAGAAUGAGCCAAAGCCUUGACAAUACAAUUAUGUCACGCAAGUAAUUUAUUUGUACACUGUUGUUUGGUCAGUUCGGGUCGAGUGUGUGAAACAGUUGUUUUUUUAUUUGUCUUGCCAUGAAAUGUGAAUGUGGAGUGAACUGAGUACACACUGAGAUACUGACCAUUAAGGUCAGUGGUGGACCUUAUGCUUACAUUGUAUUGUGGACACAGUUUAUUAGAGCUUUUCACUGUUGUACACACUUGAAUACCAAGACUCAAACGAUUUUGGGUACCGAGAGCUACUGGUAAUUAAGAGGGUCAAUUCAAAGUAUUUUCAAAAAACGACACACAAAUGUACAGAUUGUGUUAGGCGUGCAUUGAUCUACACAAAAACGGUAAAUUAAUGGCGACAUAUUCAGGUCUCACUCUUUAUCUUAGAAAGAAAACUGGUCUGUAAGUCUUAACUCUUGCUAGUAUUAAUAAUUGCAAUAAGGAUUGAAAACUGGAAGAGCACAAAUAGACACUAUAAAAGAACUCUAUGGGUGGAGAACGAUUAAAUGAAGGUGUGGCGGUGUGCCGUAUUCUGACCUUGAAUUAACCCCUCCCCCAUUCAUGGUUUCCUAGCUUUUAAAGAUGGUGGAAUUAAUUAAAGUUCAGAAUACGGCGUGGAGAAAAAAAAUACUAUAUAAACACAAAUAUAUAUAUAUAUAUACAGUUUUUUUUUUUUUUUUACUAAGUCUGGCUUUCAUCUUACUCUUGAAAGUUGUAAUAGUAGAUGCACAAGGAUAAAUGUCAAAAUUGGGUAGUAGCAUCAGUUUUCCUCUUGUCAGUCAUUGUAUACCUUGCGAGCUAUUUAUAACUAAAGUCAAAUGUCCAGAUCAACUAGACCGUGUCAGCUAAAGUGUUUUAGCUAGCUUUUUUUGUCUAAGAAAAAGCAUGAUCUGGCGUAUAUUCUGAAAAAAAUAUUUAGUGUAGAGGCGCAGACUAAGGACGAAUUAACUGUAAGCUAUAAAAAUGUAGUUUAUAUAUGAACUCCCAGUAACUUAUUGGGUAAAACAACAGGGUCACCCUGAAGAAGGCAGAGUGAUGCCGAAACGUUGGUGGUUUACCCAAUAAAUUACUGGGAGUUUAUAUAUAGAGUGUGCAAUUCUUUAUUUUUAUAGCUAAGUUUUUUAGCUCAUAGAUUUUGUUGUAAUGUUUGAGUCACUCAAAUCACAUGAAUAUACAUUAGGCAUGACAAAAUGUGUAGAAUUGCAGGAAAUAAACUUUAAACCUUACAUUUUAUUUCAGCCAACAAGAGGGGAGUGAGCAGUUUCUCAUGAACAGUGCUUGUGCCCAUAGAAAUAGACAUGUUGUGCACGCAGGGGGGAUGCAGAUGUUCCCCAAUGCUGGAAGGGGGGCCUGAGUGAAAAAGUUUGGGAACCCCUGGUCAAGUGAACCUACCGGUUCUUUCAGAUAGAAAUAACAGCAUUAGCCAUGCAUUAUUGUUUACAACUUGAUAAGAGCUAGGUAAAUGAGUGAUCCGUUUGGAUAAGGGAAUUGUAAAUGACACUUGUUUUAGAUAAACACUACAUGACAAAAAGUAUUUGGACACCUGCUCUUCGAACAUCUAAUUCCAAAAUCAUGGGUAUUAAUAUAUUGCUGUGGGGACUUGCUUCCAUUCAGCCACGAGCAUUAGUGAGAUCGGGCACUGAUGUUGGGCGAGUAGGCCCGGCUCGCAGUCAGCCCAAAGGUGAUAGAUUGGGUUUAGGUCAGGCCAGUCAAGUUCUUCCACACUAAUCUCGACAAACCAUUUCUGUAUGGACCUCGCUUUGUGCACAGGGGCAUUGUCAUGCUGAAACAGGAAAGGGCCUUGCCCAAACUGUUGCCACAAAGUUGGAAGCACAGAAUCAUCUAGAAUGUAUGCUGUAGCGUUAAGAUUUCCCUUCACUGGAACUAAGGGGCCUAGCCCGAACCAUGAAAAACAGCCCCAGACCAUUAUUCUUCAUCCACCAAACUUUACAGUUGGCACUAUGCAUUAGGGCAGGUAGUGUUGUACCAGGAUCCGCCAAACCCAUAUUCGUCCGUCGGACUGCCGUUUCCACUGCUCCAGAGUCCAAUGGCGAUGAGCUUUACACCACUCCAGGGGAUGUUUGGCAUUGUGCAUGGUGAUCUUAGGCUUGUGUGCAGGUACUCGGCCAUGGAAACCAAUUUUAUAAAGCUCCCGACAAACAGUUAUGGUGCUGACGUUGCUUCCAGAGGCAGUUUGGAACUUGGUAGUGAGUGUUGCAACCGAGGACCGACGAUUUCUACGCGCUUCUGUCAUGUGGACUGUUAGCUCUUGUUAACAGCAGAUACGUCAGAUUAUUUGUGAAAUUUCUACUUGUCUAACAAAUCCAUUUUUUUUAUAAUGGAGAUUGUUUUAACAACCUGGAUUUGUCUCUAUCCUCGGGUUGAACAUCCACAUGUGAAUUAAUUUAUGAGUGUACAGUACCAAUUCAGAUGUAUUUCCCCAGAAAUCAGCAGUCUUAAGCAAUGUUAGGAAAAAGUUAGCUACUUGUACAUAAAUGAACAUUCCCUGGAAAUCCCUUCAUUGUGACUCCAUUCCUUUUGUUAAACCUAGAAUUCAUAGGCUGCGUUAACACAGGCAGCCCAAUUCUGAUAUUUUUUACGCCACUAAUUGGUCUUUUAACUAAUCACAUCAGAUCUUUUCAAAUAUCUUUUUCCCGGGAGGGGUGACGCAGUGGUCUAAGGCACUGCAUCACAGUGCUAGCUAGCUGUGCCACUAGAGAUUCUGGGUUUGAGUCCAGGCUCUGUCGCAGCCAGCCGCAACCGCAAGACCCAUGGGGCGGAGCACAAUUGGCCCAGGGUCGUCUGGGUUAGGGGAGGGUUUGGCCGGCAGGGAUGUCAUCGUCCCAUCGCACACCAGCAACUCCUGUGGCAGGCCGGGCGCAGUCCACGCUGAUGCGGUUGCUAGGUGUACUACGGUGGUUCCUCCGCCGCAUUGGUGAGGCUGGCUUCUGGGUUAAGUGGACAUUGUGUCAAGAAGCAGUGCGGCUUGGUUGGGUUGUGUUUCGGAGGACACACGGCUCUCGACCUUCCCCUCUCCUGAGUCCGUAUGGGAGUUGCAGCAAUGAGACAAGACUGUAACUACCAUUUGGAUACCACGAAAUUGGGGAAAAAAUGCGGUUUAAAAAAAGGGAAAAUACAACUAAAAUAUAUUUUUCAGAGCUGAUUUGAUUGGUUAAAAGAUAUUUAUCAGAAUUGGGUUGCCUGUGUAAAUGCAGCCUUAGUUGCUACAUCAAUUUUGUUUUACUUAAAUUAAUUACAUUGAUUCUUGAUGAAUAUAACUUAUAAAUGCCUCAUGAGUUUAGCUCAACUGUCGUACCACAUCAGAACCCCAAAUAAGCUUUUUACUCCAAUGUUUAUAAGCGGUAUACAUGUAAACAAACACUGUAUAACCUCAAAACAUGGUUGAAACUAUACUUUUAAAUAUCAUGGAUGGUCAGUCCUUGUAUCCAUUGCUCUGUCUAUGAAUUUGAGAGUGGUUAUAUUUCUCCAGGCCCAUCUCUCAUCUUUUUUCUAGCCGAUAACAGAGGCGGCUCAAGCACUGUUUUUAUGAUUGUCUAUGUUAUUACAGAGGGGUUAGAAGUCAGUAAUGCAAGUAGAAAAUAGUCGGUAAUUCAACUCAAUUUAAGCAGUUGGUAAUUGUGAGACAACUGCACGCUCACUGAGCCAACAGUGUUUGACACGUUACCAUGACGUUCUUCCUGUGUUUGUAUACUGUAUCUACUAGUAUUUGGUGUUUAGGAAAUCAAUUUUAAUUGUGCACUUCACACAUACAAAAGUACAACAUUCCACUGUAAUGCUAUGUCCUAGACGCUACAAUGCUUAAAAUAAAGGAAUGACAUUUUAAUUUCUUAAAAAGUCAAA